AUGGGAAAAUGUAAUCUGAAUCCAUUGUAUUUAAUCAAAAGAGAUACUGAUUUAAGUAGCAUUGACUGGUGCAAUCUCAUUGUUGAUUGUUUGGUAAGGACGAAGAAGGUUUACAACCUGGAGAAAAAAUCUUCUUUCUUUUAUGGACCAGCAGCAUACCUUAUGUUGUAUGUAAAUAGUUUCAAGUUUCAGCAUUUGCAAGUCACACGUAAACAUCCAACUAUUUUAAAUUUGACGUCAGAGAAAAUAAGGUUUCUUGAUGAUAUUUUACAAGAGAAUGGAGGAUUUGGAUGUGGAGAUGUUAAUGAACCAUAUGUUGAAGAAGAACGUCAAGAAUCUGAGUAUAAUGAGGAAGAAUCUGGUGGUGAUGAGGAUUUGUGUGAUGAGGAUGAAGAAAAUUUUGAUGUUAAUCAAGUUAAUGUUGUGGAGAGUGUAGGUCUAAUUGAUAGCCACGAAGGUGUAUCUUUUCGUCAAUUCAUCUGUGAUCCAAUUGUUGAAAGUUUUCUUAAAACUUUGGAUCAAGGUACUGAAAACUUGGUUUAUGUUUGUCUACAUCAGAAACGACUUCAAUAUGAUGCGAAUGAGAAUUUGACUGUUUUUGAGAAAAAUGAAUUUGAUGACAGCACUGUAAAUUUGGGUGAGGAUGAUAAAGUUAUUGUAGCAAAGAAGGAUGUCCAACAAGGUAGUCGUGAAACUUAA
Lactuca saligna is the source of this 699-nucleotide messenger RNA. The record is from the annotation of a GenBank genome assembly. NCBI's taxonomy places the organism in Eukaryota, Viridiplantae, Streptophyta, Magnoliopsida, Asterales, Asteraceae.